Messenger RNA from Lolium perenne, 894 nucleotides. The record is from RefSeq and is a predicted model, not a curated record. NCBI's taxonomy places the organism in Eukaryota, Viridiplantae, Streptophyta, Magnoliopsida, Poales, Poaceae.
AUGGAUUUCGUGUCCCUAAGGAUUCUUGGUCCGCCCGUGGUCAAAAAUCGAAGAACAGCUCGAGCUGUUCUUGCUGCCCGGCACUGCCGGCCCUGUUUCGGCGGCACUGCCGUGCCCGCCGGCACUGCCGGUGCCUCUUCAGCGGCACUGCCGCUCGCCUUCAUCUUCCGCCUCACAGCCCUGCCCCGGCUCGAUCCCCACCGCGCGCGCGCCAAGCUGCCAACCGCCCGGCCACCUCGCUGCUCCUCGCUCGCCCAGUGCUGCAUCGACCCCGCCUACUCCCGCCGCGCGCCUCCCUCACCCCGCUCCCGUCGCGACCACGCUUGGCCGCCGCUGCUCGCCGGCCGCCCGCCUCCAAGCGCGCCCCGCACACCAUUCCGCUGCCGCCGGGCCCACCCCAAGCUCACCCGCGAACCACCACCAAGUCGCCGCCGCAGCGCAACAACCAGCGCCCACCGCCGGCACGCUCGCGUUGCUCCGCUCCAGCCCCGCCCGCGUGCGGCGCCCCGCAACCACCACCAGCACCCGCCCGCGCCGGCCGACCCACCACCAUCUCCUGGCCAAAGCGCGCACAGCGCCGCCGCUCACCCGGCUCCACCGAUCCAGCGCCGCCGUCACGCCAGCGCAGCCGAGCCGCCCUCGAUUCCCGCCCGCAGCGCCCACCUUCGGCCCGGCCACCAUCGCCAAGCAGCGCCCGCCCCAACGUCGCGCCUCUGCUUACCCACUGCUACACGCGUCGGCCAAACUCCAGAAAUCCACAAGAAAUCUCCAGCUUCGCUUUCGCAUCCGCGCAAAAUACGAAUUGACCGGCAGUGCCGGCCUCACCACACCGGAAGUGCCGGCCAUACCACCCCGGCAGUGCCGCCCAACACACACCGGCAGUGCCGGCCAUAG